Sporothrix brasiliensis 5110 is the source of this 1965-nucleotide messenger RNA. RefSeq names its product leucine rich repeat domain containing protein. NCBI's taxonomy places the organism in Eukaryota, Fungi, Ascomycota, Sordariomycetes, Ophiostomatales, Ophiostomataceae. The transcript has 2 exons. Gene Ontology annotation, biological process: SCF-dependent proteasomal ubiquitin-dependent protein catabolic process. The coding region runs from base 1 to 1965 and encodes 654 amino acids. The record is from RefSeq and is a predicted model, not a curated record. Gene Ontology annotation, cellular component: SCF ubiquitin ligase complex.
AUGUCGCCCAAACCUCGCUUUAUGAGGUCGCCCUCGCCGGUCGGCCUGGGUCGGUCGUCUUUCUCCUCCAUCCGCGAGCGCGACUCGGACCUGGCCCAGACCUUUACCUCUUCCAAGAUCUCUUCCUACAGCUCCCACAACCUCAAGCACCUGGCCCAUGAGGUGGCCGUCUCCGACGAGCCCUCGACGCCCACCUCUCCCCUCUCCACACCGAGCACCGCAGGCGACGUCAUCCCCUCCGACAACAACAUGCUGCUGCUUCCCAGCCAGCAUGGGGCCGUCGAAUUUGAUCUCAAGGCCAGAGAGAACGACUUGGCCCAGUCCUUUGCUCGUUCUCUGGCCUGGCUGAACACCGGGUCUGCCAUGGAGUCCCAGGUGGAUGCAUCGUCUGUUAUUGAUCUCACCGACACUGUCAUGAAUGACGUGGAAGAUGUCAAGCUCACAAAGUCGAAGCAGCCUUUCGAGACUCUGCCCAUCGAGAUCUUCCGCAUGAUCGUGGACCACCUCAUCCUUGACACGCCACCAAACGGCAUCGACCGCCGCAAUGUGGACCUCAUGUCACUGCUGGUCACUUCCUCGUCUGUCCACGACAAGACCCUCGAGGCACUGUAUCGCCGUGUUAUCGUUCCGCACUCGCGCAACUUCCAAAAGUUCUUCACCCAGCUCGAGGCGCACGCCCCGCGCGGGGAAUGGGUCCGCCGUCUGGACUUUUCUCACUUCAGUCCCGUCAGCUUGUUCGCCACCGCCAGCGCACGCGCUGCCGCCAAGAACCUGACGGCCGAGACUCUCCUCCGCUGCCUCAACAUGACGCCCAACCUGCAGGAGUUCCUUGUCCAGGACUACCUCGACGGUGACAUUGACGAGAACGUCAUCCGGAAGCUGCUUGUCGGCCUUCCGCGACUGGCGGCACUUGACCUGUGCGGCAGCUCUUCGGUUCAGUUCCGCAACGCCUUUGCGGCGAUCGCUGCGAGCGAGGGCCCGGACUCCACGGACUCGACCUGGCCUCAGAAACUCGGUAUCCAGCGCCUGUCUCUGCACAAGUGUAUCACCCUGCCGUCCGCUGUUUUUGAGUUCCUCCUGCCGAAGCUGAACCGCCUGACGCACCUGGACCUCGCAGGCACGCGCGUUACCGACGAAGCGCUCAUGAGCAUUCCCACCACGGCACGCAUCUCGCAUCUGAACCUGGCCAAGUGCUCUCUUCUGACCGCCGACGGCGUCAUCAACUUCUUGACGAACCACCCGGCUGUGAACCGAGACACGUUGGUCUUCCUCAGUCUGGGCUGUGAUGCCUCCACAUUCCAGCUUCUUGAAGUUGAGGAUGUUUCUCGUCUGCUCCCCAUCCUUCCCAAGACCCUCAAGUCCUUGAGCCUGAAGGGUAGCAAGAUGAACGAGUCGCAUCUUCCCCACCUCCGCGAGCAGGCCGCUCACCUCGAGGAGCUGGCGCUCGGCCGUGGUCUGAGCCUGGACGACGUCGGCACCAUCGUGCAUAUUGGACAAGCACCGGCAGAGGAAAAGGUCGACAACGGCCAUACUCCUCUUCCCCAUGAGCUCCGUUACCUGGACCUCUCCGACAUGGACGUUGAGAACUUCAACCUCGCUUCUCUCCUCAUCGAUGGCCUCCUUCUGGGCCAGAAGACGUGGCCUCUGGAGGUCAUUGAGGUGUCUGACCCGGUGUUCAAGCGCGUUGCCAAGUCCAACACCGCUCUGCAUCGCAUGGGCUGGCGCCAAUCGGAGAUUGGUUCCCGCUCGUGGCUUGUGCGCGGCAGCCCUCGUCCGUCUGUUACGAGCGGCCGCGGGCGGUCCUCUCUCCCCGGCUCUGUCUGCACCCGUGGCACGUUUGCCAUGGAGAAUGGCUCCCGGAAGUGGAAGAUGGGUGCGCAGUCCUGGGGCAUGCGCAAGAUUCCCGUCGCUCACGCCAAGGUCGGCGGCAUGUACGGCUCCUACAUGUUUGGCCGCAAACUGUAA